Galdieria sulphuraria is the source of this 1177-nucleotide messenger RNA. Its product is annotated as fructose-1,6-bisphosphatase I. Gene Ontology annotation, biological process: fructose metabolic process; sucrose biosynthetic process; gluconeogenesis. Gene Ontology annotation, cellular component: cytosol; cytoplasm. The record is from RefSeq and is a predicted model, not a curated record. NCBI's taxonomy places the organism in Eukaryota, Rhodophyta, Bangiophyceae, Galdieriales, Galdieriaceae. The coding region runs from base 48 to 1097 and encodes 349 amino acids. The transcript has a single exon. Gene Ontology annotation, molecular function: fructose 1,6-bisphosphate 1-phosphatase activity.
GGGUUUCCAAACAUUUUCUACCACAAAGCAAAAGAAGCAGCGAGAUUAUGUCGCAACAUACAAAAGUUGCUCCACCAACAGGUUUAGAGGAAACAGACUCUGUAACACUCACACGCUUUGUUCUACACGAACAACGCAAACACCCAGAGUCACAAGGAGAUUUAACCUUGUUGUUGACUUCCGUCCAACUGGCUUGUAAGGUAACAGACUCUUGUGUGAGAAAAGCAGGUAUUGCUAAACUUUAUGGUUUGGCUGGAGGAGGUAACGUCUCUGGGGACUUGCAACAAAAGCUGGAUGUUAUCUCCAACGAAACUUUCAAAGUUAAUAUUGAAAGUAGUCAAAAGGUAGCAGUGAUGGUCUCAGAAGAGGAGGAACUGCCUAUUGUCGUGGAAAAGCAUAAUCGUGGAAAAUAUGGAAUCGCUUUUGAUCCUCUCGAUGGCUCUUCUAAUAUCGACUCCAAUGUUACCAUCGGAAGUAUUUUUAGCAUAUUCCACCUCCCAGACGCUGAAAAUAUUCAAACGACAGAAGAUGCAGCAAGACAAAUCAUGCAACCAGGUAGAAAGAUAGUAGCUGCUGGAUAUGCAAUGUAUGGAAGUGCAACCAACCUCGUACUGUCUUUCGGUAAUGGAGUUCAUGGUUUUACGUUGGAUCCGUCUCUUGGAGAAUUUGUGUUGACUCAUCCCAAUAUUAGAAUUCCUCGUCGUGGUAAAAUAUAUUCCGUGAAUGAGGGAAACUGUAAAAAUUGGGACAAAUCGGUGACUCAGUAUAUUCAUUCGUUGAAGUUUCCUUCUGAAGGUAAAUCUCCUUAUUCUUUGAGAUACAUUGGUUCCAUGGUAGCAGAUGUCCAUCGUACUUUGCUGUAUGGAGGAAUAUUUUGCUAUCCCGCAGAUAAAAAGAAUCCUAAUGGGAAACUUCGUUUGCUAUAUGAAGGAGCUCCUAUGGCCUUCUUAAUGGAGCAAGCUGGGGGAAAGGCAUCUACUGGAACCGAAAAUAUUCUUGAUAUUCAACCACACUCUAUACAUCAAAGAACUCCCGUUUUCAUGGGUAGUUAUGAAGAUGUUUGUGACUUGGAGUCGUUUUGCAAGUCUGCUUCUUAAAUAAACUUUGUGAUAGGAUUUGUUGGAUUUCUUUGUUUUCUCAAGAUGAAAAUACAGAGCAUAAAAAUUUAUUCAAAUGC